Symphalangus syndactylus (siamang) is the source of this 702-nucleotide messenger RNA. Its product is annotated as putative synaptotagmin-14-like protein. NCBI's taxonomy places the organism in Eukaryota, Metazoa, Chordata, Mammalia, Primates, Hylobatidae. The record is from RefSeq and is a predicted model, not a curated record. Gene Ontology annotation, molecular function: phospholipid binding.
AGAGAACCUGUGGAGUACAUGAACUUACCUGUUUUAGAAAAGUAUCUCCAGAGGCAGUUGCAUUUUUGUCAGCUGUUGGGGUGUUUAUUAUCUUGAUGCUCCUUCUUUUUCUCUAUAUUAAUAAGCAGUUCUGUUUUGAAAAUGUUAGAGGGCUUCCAGAUCUUGGUUCAGAAUACAGUACAAGGAACAAUUCACAAGAUAAAAUUUGGCUGUGACUCCCAAAUGAGCGUGUCAGAAAUGUCGUGUAGUGAAAGUGCAUCCGCAUGUCAGUCUCUUGAAGACGGCUCAGUUCCAGAAAUUCUCAUUAGCCUGCUUUAUAAUGCCACAAAUGGAAGGCUAUCAGCAGAAGUGAUAAAAGGCAGCCACUUAAAAAACGUGGCAGCAAACAGACCACCCAAUACAUAGUUAACUCUACUGAAAUCCAUAUAUCAAGAGAUGUCCAAAUGCAAGAUAUCCAUCCGCAGAGGGCAGCCAAAGCCAGUGUACACGGAAACUUUUGUUUUUCAAGUGGCCCUGUUUCAGCUUUCUGAUGUGACACUCAUACUGUCUGUGUAUAACAAAAGCAGCAUGAGAAGAAAAGAGAUGAUAGGCUGGAUUUAUGUAGGUCUCAACGGCUCUGGAGAAGAACUCAAUCACUGGACUGAAAUGAAAGAGUCAAAAGGACGGCAAGUAGGUAGAUGGCAGGUGUUGCUAGAGUCAUGA